AUGUCACCUGUUGGUAUUGCACAUUUACCUAAUCAACAACACAAGAUUGCUACUAAAAAGGGAACCCAGUUUACAUUGAUUGUAUGCGGUGAAUCAGGUCUUGGUAAAACAACCUUUAUUAAUACUCUCUUUACAACCACUUUAAAGAAUCCGAAAAACCCUUCAUUACGACAUUUGAGUCAAUUAACUAGAACAGUAGAUAUUGAAAUUACAAAAGCAGAACUUGAAGAAAAGAACUUUCAAGUGAAAUUAACAAUCGUGGAUACACCUGGAUUUGGUGAUUAUGUAAAUAAUCAUAAUUGUUGGACACCUGUGGUCGAAUUUAUUGAUGAUCAAUAUGAGAAUUACAUGAGACAAGAACAACAACCUGAUAGAAAAGAAAUUAUCGAUAUGCGAGUACAUGCUUGUCUUUAUUUUCUUCGACCUACAGGACAUGGUUUAAAACCCUUAGAUAUUGAAGCCAUGAAAAGACUUGGGACACGCGUUAAUUUAAUCCCUGUGAUUGCUAAAGCAGAUACAAUGACAUCUAAGGAUGUGUCGAACUUUAAAAAACAGAUCCUUCGUGAUAUUGAAGCGAAUCAUAUUACGAUCUAUAAAUGUCCUGAGGAGGAAGGAGAAGAAGAAGAAGAAAAGGAUGAAGAUUUAGUAAAGUUAAACAAGUCAUUGAUGGCAGCCAUGCCAUUUGCUAUCAUUGCCUCCACAGAGGAUGUCGAGACACCAGACGGACGUAUCGUGAAGGGUAGAAGUUAUGAAUGGGGUGUAGCUGAAGUGGAGAACGAAGAUCAUAAUGAUUUUACUAAACUACGUCAACUCUUGAUUCGUACCCAUCUACUUGACCUCUUGGAGAGCACAGAGCAUGUCUAUUAUGAAAAUUAUCGAAUGAGGGAAAUGGUGAAGCCAGCUGAAAAGCAACGUCGAAACCAACAGAUCUCAAGAAAGUAUGAAAACAGUCAACGUUAUCGUGAAAGAGAAGAGAUGUUGAGAAAGGAAUUUACAGAACAGGUAAAGAAGGAAGAAGCAAGAUUCAGACAAUGGGAGGCUCAAUUGAUGGCAGAAAGAGAUCAACUGAAUAGAGAUUUAGAAAUGAGACAUGCUCAAAUAAAGGCACUUGAAGCUGAAUUAGAGGCUUUGUAUUAUCAAACUGGAAGUAAUAACAGUACUAGUAGUAGUACAAGCUCCAUUGUUCGACGCUAA
Messenger RNA from Cokeromyces recurvatus, 1194 nucleotides. RefSeq names its product Septin-domain-containing protein. The record is from RefSeq and is a predicted model, not a curated record. The transcript has 3 exons. Gene Ontology annotation, molecular function: molecular adaptor activity; GTPase activity; GTP binding. Gene Ontology annotation, biological process: cytoskeleton-dependent cytokinesis. The coding region runs from base 1 to 1194 and encodes 397 amino acids. Gene Ontology annotation, cellular component: septin ring; cytosol; microtubule cytoskeleton. NCBI's taxonomy places the organism in Eukaryota, Fungi, Mucoromycota, Mucoromycetes, Mucorales, Mucoraceae.